GUUGCAAGGAGAUGUUGAUUCAGAAGCCGAAGGGCAUUCGUUCAGGUUUUUUCGUCUUGGUCACCUUCUUCACGGCAUCUACCUUGUUUAGCACUAACACAGAAUAUUGUUGAACCGCUUUGCGUUCUGUACAUGUAGUUUCUGUCAAUAAAGAACAAUCUUUUCCGUAGAUUCAGGCCGUGGAGAGUUUUUUUUAUCUCAAUUUUACUGCACGCUUCGAGCACAUAAUACUCGGACUUGACCCAGCCGUAUCUUGUAGUUAGCUUCUCACAAAAUACUGGCAAUAGGAUGGCCGAUGAGAAUUGUCCGUCGCAGGCGCCUGCUGCAGACAACGCUGAAUCAAGCAAAGGAGCCUCAGGAUCAGAUGUACUCCCAAUUCCUCAGGCCGUAAAGAAUGGUGGUAACUCAGCUUGGGCCGAUCUUGUUCCUUCACCCAGGAUGAGUGAUGCGAAUGUGAGCGACAACGAGUUGCCGGGUUCACCGAGUAAACCCAAUGAUGAAAGGGAUGCUCAACCCGAACAGCCAGAAAAGGAAGUUGCUCCAGAGAAGCCGACCAGCAGCAAAAAAAGUAGAAAAGUCGCACUCCCUCCAUCCACCAAUCCUUGGACCAAAGGCGGCAAAGGGAAGAAGUCAGAUGAAGGGAGUGCUAGUGCUGCUCAUGUCAACGGUGAAAAAUCGGCCAAGUCCGCGGACUCCCAGCCCGACCGUAGCAAGGAAAAAGCUGAAAACACUGCGAAGGCACCGAAGCCGAAAACCCAUCACUCAACGAAGAAAGGUCGCAGUGGCAAGGAGUUUUCGGACGAUGCAGCAAGCUGGCCGCCCUUGCAUGAAACAUCCAAGUCUUCCAAAGAAGGUGGCCACCAAGCAAGCUCCAAGUCGAAAGCGAAAAAAUCUGAAGCAAAAAAAGAAGAACAGAAAAAGAAGCAUAAAAAGAAAUGGGCUCCUCUGCCUCUGGAGUCUGGAGGCGCCGGUGCCGAUAAUGCGUCGUGGAAUGAUGAGUCUGGUCGCGGUGACAAGUGGUCAGGCCGCCACUGGAACUCUGGUCGGCGCCGUGGCAAUGGCGGUGGCCGAGGCCGCUCUCGCGGCGGGCACGGCGGUGGCCGUGGCGGUGGUGCCCGUGCUAGCAACGGGUUGAGCAAUGGCCAGGCGGAAGCAGCAUACGACCCCAGCCAGUAUGCUGUGGCUGAAGAUGGCACGAUGGUGGCCCAAGAGUAUACAGAAGACGGAGACUACUACAGCAAUGUGUAUGUGGGUCCCGAUGGGUACUAUGUGCCAGCAGAUACAUAUUACUAUAGCACCGAGUACCAACUGGAGUACCAGCAGAUGCGCCUUACCGCUCAGCUUGAGUUCUAUUUCUCUGAUGAAAACUUGCAAGGUGAUUUCUACGCUCGCACUUGGAUGGAUUCUGAUGGUUUCCUUGAGGCCAGCUUGCUCCUGACGUUCAGCCGGGUAGCCCUGCUCACCGACAACAUUGCAGCAGUUGUAGAGGCUGCGGCUGCGAGUGAGUUUCUGGAGGUCCGGGGCCAGAUGAUCCGCCGUGCGGUCGGCUGGGAGCCGUAUGUUCUUGAUAAGGAAACCCGCAAAGGACAACGGAACGGCUACUCCAAGGUCAUUGGUGUAGCAAGUCGAGGUGUGUCGACUGAGGCCACGCUAACCACAUCGGACAUGCCCGUGCAGCGUGGUAAUACCACUCCCGAGGACAACGCCGGCAUGGCAACGGCGGCGGCUCCACAAGCAGCAGCUGCUGGCUCUUCUGCAGUGGCAGGGUGGCCACGCAGCAGCUCCGUUGAGGUGCGCACAGAAGCUGAUGCAGCACGCGCCCCGCCUUCUGGUCGUCCGCAGGCAAAGGCAAAAUCCUUGGAUGUUGGCGAGGAGCUCCAGUUCCAAUUUGAGGAAGAGGUUCAAACAUGCGGUUCGCAGAAUGUUGCUAGCAGUGACAACGCGGAGUGGUCUGAGGAUGAUGAUGAGUUGCCUGACGAGGACGUCAGUAUGAUUGAGGUUGUAGCUCAGAAAACGCCACCAAGGCCAACGGCUGAAACCGCCCGGUUAGCUCGUUCAAUUGGCCCGGUGCUGGGUGCGGAGUCACCGCAAGUCAAAUACGACAAGGUCGAAGCGAAGGCCAUUGACGAAGGUCUACUAACGUUGGAAUCGGGCUUGCUGAGUACGGCUGAAAUAAGCCAGCGGAGAAGACGUACCGACUCUACCAGCAGUGGGCGAAGGCGUCGGAGAAACCGUGGCAGUCGCAGCAGGUCGCGCGAUCCGCCCACCCAUCGUUUCUUCCCCGUGCCGGACAAAGUUGUGCAGCCGUCCCCUGACAAGAGACACAAAAGCAAGUAUACUGACAACCCGCCAGUCGAGGCUCACGUCGGUUGGAUCAUGAGCUCGCGUCGCCGCGAGAACUACCAGCCGAGCACUGAUUGGUCUGCCAGCCCGGUCAACAGCGUCGGCAACAACAGCUUUGAAGAGUACUCCUACAGCUAUGGCUCUGCUCCGCGGUCGUUCUCGCAGAUGAACCAUCCCUCUCACAAACUGCUCGAGGAAGGCAACUUCUGCAGACAGGGCUACGCCAGGUUCCGGGAGCACAGUCUCGAAGAGCGUAACCAGCUCGGGGUGGGCAUCUCCAACGAGAUGAAUACACUCUUCCGCUUCUGGUCAUUCUUCCUUCGAGCACGCUUCAACAGGAAAAUGUACAAUGAGUUCAAGACGCUUGCCCUUGAGGAUGCAUCUGCCGGCUAUCGGUACGGCUUGGAGUGCCUGUUCCGCUUCUACAGCUACGGUCUGGAGAUGAAGUUCAGGAGAGACCUGUUCGCUGACUUCCAGCAAGAGGUUCAGAAGGACUUCCAAGCAGGUCAGCUAUAUGGCCUGGAGAAGUUCUGGGCAUUCCUCAAGUACUGGAAGGGCAAGGAGCUUAACGUGGACAGUGUCUUGAAGAGCUUCCUCGGUCGCUACAGUCGUCUGGAGGAUUUCAGGACGGAGAAUGGAGAAGAUAACGCUGCACCCGCACAGCAGCAUGAUGCCAACGGUUCUGGUCGUAUUACCCCGUCAUCAUCGACAACUGGCCUUUCCUUUGUGACUCCCAUCGGCACCGGUGGUGCCGUUCCACUGGUUACCCCAACACCCACCAAUGAAGGCCAAGCUGCCGUUGCUGCGGUUGCUGACCAGGCAGCGGGCUCUACGGCCCGUGAUAUCCCACCGCGCUGCAACCUUGAAGUCGUCUAGACUGCUCAUCACGCUGUUGUUGGCGCAAGUGUUUUUUUUCUUUUCCCGCUGUUGUUGUCGUCUUGCGAGUCGCUAGUUAAAACUAGCGCCCUCUGUUGCUGAAUUGGUUGCUGUGAUGAUUUGAGCACGGAUUAUUCUAGAGAAGUCGUUGGAAAGGAGCCAGUAUUCUAUUACUGGCAGCUCCUCUUCCCCGUGCUCCCUGCAAUGUGCCCUUUCCUGGGUAUGAAUUGGCUGCAGGCAGCUUGUAGAGCUUGGUUUGUUCGAUUACUUUCGGUGCAGUGUAAGGUCUGAUACCUGCCUCAAGUAAUUCACCUCGGUGAGUAGUGAUGGCUUUUGCUUGGACGCUAUGAAACGCCAGCGUCCUAAUGCCUCUAUGUACAGUUCAUACUCCUGGUGAGGUGUGCCGUCUUGUGUCAGUUCCGUUUGCCAUCUGUGUGCGACACUAUUUCAUGGCCAUGUUCCGUACCGUCGCUACGACAACCAUUGCAGUCCGGCGAUUGAGGCAGUCCCGGACAGUGAGUGUGAUACAUGUGCAUGCACUGGACGAGAACUACAGAGUGUAGACAAGCUGUUGUCACUGCUCCCAUAACACGUAGUCUUGCUGAUUUCCCCCCACUAUGAGUAGAGUGAUCCAACCCCGGUGAUUUAAGAAAUGUAACUUUUUAACAAAAUUAUGUGUCUACCAAUUCUUGCAACCAAGGUCUUGGUCUUUCUCGUUUUCUUUCUUUUUCUUGAUCUAUAAACCACUGUAUGUGUGACUGUAUCCUUACGUCCUCUGGUUUUCUCCCGACCGCUUUCUGUUCUCUGGCUAAGUGUUUGCUUCUUUACCGUUGUGCAGUAUUGGACUGUGUGUCCGUCCCCGUUUGCUGGUCUUGUCUGUCUUUGUUUGCGUUAGCGAUUGAGGCUGUCCGUAUUACGAUGUCUCAAGUGCUAUCGAUAUUGUUAACCUGCUUGCCUCUGCAAGGUGUUAUACAGAGCUCCUAUUUAUUUCUCGUUCAGCCAGAAAUUUCCUGUCACGUCUCCUUGUUGCGAGUCUUGGCUACUUUGGUUGUUGUUCUCUCAUGUUUGGCAAUGCACAUGAUAUUUUGUGCUCAUGUACUUUCCUCUAUUGAAUAGAAUAUCUGCUUUCUGCAAUGCAUGCAUGCAUGUCUGGUCGCAGCAUUAUACUCUCCCCGUUGGUUUUCCUUAUUUUGAGUGGCCUCAGCAUAUCCGAGCCAAAUUCCGAUUCCAUUCUUCCUAACACUAAGUAAGUAGUUUUCGUA
Molecule: messenger RNA, 4481 nt
Organism: Sycon ciliatum
Lineage: Eukaryota; Metazoa; Porifera; Calcarea; Leucosolenida; Sycettidae
Product: la-related protein 1-like
Biological process (GO): mRNA stabilization
Molecular function (GO): RNA cap binding
Source: RefSeq, a predicted model, not a curated record